CUCAUACACCCAGAGACAGCUUGUACUGUACGAACGCGGAAAAAUGGCCCAACAUGAUUACCAGACGAUGCCUCGAGGGACCUACCUGCAUUCGACACUUCAUCUGAUUUGAGAGGGGUUAGGAAAUGGGGACUUUUCAUUUAUUUGUGUUUGUACUGCUCGGAGUACCUACAAGAUUGGACGUUUCAGUGAAGGCCCAGGCCAGCGAGCGGCGUGUCCUGGCCUACAUUCCCGGUGACAUCAUCAUCGGAGCGCUCUUCUCUGUCCACCAUCAACCUCCGGCCGAUAAGGUCCACGAGCGCAAAUGCGGAGCCGUGCGAGAGCAGUACGGUAUCCAGCGGGUGGAGGCCAUGAUGCACACCCUGGACCGCAUCAACGCCGACCCCUACAUCCUACCCAACAUCACGCUGGGUUGCGAGAUCAGAGACUCCUGUUGGCAUUCAGCUGUGGCUCUGGAGCAGAGCAUUGAGUUCAUCCGUGACACCCUGGUGUCGGCAGAGGAGGAGGAGGGCAUGUCCAAGUGCUCCUCUGAAGAUGGAAGUACACCCUUGAAAGGGAAGAAGCCCAUUGUGGGACUCAUCGGACCUGGGUCCAGCUCUGUGGCCAUCCAGGUUCAAAAUCUCCUACAGUUAUUCAACAUUCCUCAGAUUGCAUAUUCAGCUACCAGUAUGGAUCUCAGUGAUAAAUCUUUGUACAAGUACUUCAUGAGGGUGGUGCCCUCCGAUGCCCAGCAGGCCAGAGCUAUGGUGGACAUUGUCAAAAAAUACAACUGGACCUACGUAUCAGCCAUUCACACUGAAGGAAACUAUGGUGAGAGCGGGAUGGAGGCCUUCAAAGACAUGGCUGCCAAGGAGGGUAUCUGCAUCGCCCACUCUGACAAGAUCUACAGCAAUGCCGGUGAGCAGAGUUUUGACAGACUUCUCGAUAAGCUCAGAAGCCACCUGCCCAAAGCUCGCGUGGUGGCCUGCUUCUGCGAGGGCAUGACCGUCCGCGGCAUCCUCAUGGCCAUGAGACGGCGACGCCUAGUCGGGGAGUUCCUAUUGGUUGGCAGUGAUGGAUGGGCAGAUCGCUAUGAUGUCACAGACGGCUUUCAGAGAGAGGCAGCGGGCGGCAUCACGAUCAAGCUACAGUCUGCGUACGUCACAUGGUUUGACGACUACUAUUUGAACCUGCAGCUAGAUACCAACUUCCGGAACCCCUGGUUCCCCGAAUUCUGGCAGCAUCGAUUUCAAUGUCGACUAAAGGGCCAUCCUCAAGAGAGCAUCAAAUAUAACAAGACCUGCACCAAAAAGGAGUUGCUGCGACACCAGUACGCUCAGGACACAAAGAUGGGCUUUGUGAUCAACGCCAUCUACUCCAUGGCUUACGGUCUUCACGCCAUGCAGAAAUCUCUGUGUCCCGGUUACAUGGGUCUUUGUGACGCCAUGCGGCCGAUUGAUGGAGGUAAACUCUUAGAAUUCCUCAUGAGGACAAACUUCACCGGAGUUUCGGGGGAAUUGGUGCUGUUUGAUGAGAACGGAGACUCUCCUGGGAGAUAUGAGAUCAUGAACUUUAAGCAGAUGAGUGAAGAAGACUACAGCUACAUCCACGUGGGUAGCUGGGACAACAGCGGGCUGAAGAUGGAUGAUGAGGAGAUUUGGGCAAAUAGAAGUGCCAUCAUCAGAUCAGUGUGCAGCGAUCCUUGUGAGAAAGCUCAGAUUAAGGUGAUCCGAAAGGGUGAGGUGAGCUGCUGCUGGACAUGCACUCCCUGUAAAGAGAACGAGUUUGUGUUUGACGAAUACACCUGUCGUGCAUGCGAGCUCGGAUCGUGGCCUACCGACGACCUGACAGGAUGUGAACCCAUCCCAGUGCAGUUUCUUCUGUGGGGGGAUCCAGAGCCCAUUGCCGCUGUGGUCUUUGCCUGCCUCGGCCUUCUUGCCACCAUAUUCGUCACCUUAGUUUUCAUCAGGUUCCACGACACGCCGGUGGUGAAAUCCUCCAGCAGGGAGCUGUGCUUCAUCAUCCUGGCUGGCAUCUGCAUUGGGUACCUGUGUACGUUUUGCCUGAUCGCCAAACCACACUUGGUCUACUGUUACCUGCAGAGGCUGGGCAUCGGACUCUCACCUGCCAUGAGCUACUCCGCCCUGGUCACCAAGACCAACCGCAUCGCUCGCAUCCUCGCUGGCAGCAAGAAGAAGAUCUGCACCAAGAAGCCCCGCUUCAUGAGCGCUUGCGCCCAGCUGGUCAUUGCCUUCAUCCUCAUUUUCAUUCAGCUGGGCAUCAUUGUGGCUCUCUUCAUCAUGGAACCACCUCAAGUCAUCUAUGACUACCCGUCCAUAAAGGAGGUGCACCUCAUCUGCAAUACCACCACGAUCGGGGUUGUGGCGCCAUUGGGUUACAACGGCCUGCUCAUCCUCAGCUGCACCUUCUACGCCUUUAAGACCCGAAACGUUCCUGCCAAUUUCAACGAGGCCAAAUACAUUGCAUUCACUAUGUACACCACGUGCAUUAUCUGGCUCGCUUUCGUGCCAAUUUAUUUCGGCUCGAACUACAAGAUAAUCACCAUGUGUUUCUCUGUGAGCCUCAGCGCCACCACCGCGCUUUGCUGCAUGUUCGUACCCAAGGUCUACAUAAUGCUGGCUAAACCUGAGAGGAACGUGCGCAGCGCGUUCACCACGUCGACUGUUGUGAGGAUGCACGUGGGUGACGGGAAAGCUGCCUCGGCGGCUAGCCGCUCCAGCAGCAUGGCUAACUUGUUUAGGCGCCGAACGUCUGGCUCAGAGACUGUCAGUUCGAAUGGCAAAAGUGUGACCUGGGCACAGAACGAAAGAGGCUACCGGCCAAACUUGUGGAAACGGAUCUCUGUUCACAUUAAGAAAAAGGAAGAAACCAACCAGACGGCCAUUAUUAAACCCUUCUCCAAAGGCUGCGACCGACCUCCAGACUCCGGGUUGAAGCUGGUAUACGAGGGACCUCAAAAAACCCAACGCUACCCUGUAACCUACCGCCCCGGUGCACCUUCUCCUCUCCCCACCGUGUGCCAGCCUACGCAGAGGCACGUGGAGGAAGACCGCGAUGAUGAACGUGCGCCGAUCGUGCACGUACCCUCCUACCUGACCGAGCGCCUGCAUCACGGUGGCCCGCCCCAGACUUCUAUCAUGGAUCAGAUAAGCUGCGUCGUCAGUCGGUUCACAGCCAACAUAAGCGAGCUAAACAGCAUGAUGCUGCCCGGUUCACCACCUGGGUCGGCGGUAAACUCCGCCCCGCCAGUCCCCAGACCCUGUUCACCCUCAUACAGGCUUCACCCACAGGAAAGGUCGCACCCCACCACCGUCACCACCUACGCUGAUGUAGUGGCUUCAGCGAACACCAGCCAUCGGUCCGCGGUUGGCAUUGCCGGGGGCAUUAUAGCAGGUGGCAGCAGCAGGGCAUCACCCGCCAGUCUUUACGAUAGCACUUACGACACCCACACUUCAUGUGCGGUGAGGAACACCGAUUUGGAUGACCUGGGCGCCCUGACACCCCCUUCCCCAUUCAGAGACUCCUCAGUGGACUCGAUUAGCGAGUCUCCUACAUCUCCGGCUUCAGAGAUGCCGCUGUGCGAGCCCUGCUCCCCGAUAUACGACCAGCUGGUGCUUAGGCACUACAGCCAAAGUUCUUCUUCUCUCUGAGAGAUGAAGGAAGCAGACAGCCAAGAGGCAGCUACUUAAAGCAUGCAUCUGCUUAGAUUGCAUAACUGAACUGUAAAUGUCAAGAAAUGUACGCUAUUAAUGUAGAAAAACUCAACGAGGACAUUUUAUGGUGCUUGGAAUCCGGCCCGUCCUCAAAAUAAGGAAAGUGAGAGAUCUGGCACACCACUUAACUGCUUUUCAGAUUAUUAAGGAUGCACUGGAUAUGCUUUCAGGUUAAGAGCACGCUGAGGACCUCGAGGACUAGUUUACAGUCACUUUCGAUGUUUAUCAGUCUGCGGACUGAAAGCGUUAACAUUCCUAUGACGUCAGUCCACACAGGUGUGUAAAAUAACAUCAGUGUGCACCAGGUGAUGUAAAGAUGUUUUACAUUUGAAGCUAGCCUAUAAGCAAGUAAACAUCUUGCACAGUUGUUCACAUACUCAGUGUGUUUGAAUGUAGGACCAAACAGACAGUAGAGUCUUUAGUUUAAAUACAUAGAUUUAAUAUCGCUCAUUUUCUUCAUUGCAUUAGGUCAGAGGUUGCAUGUUGUGCCACUUUCACAUCUCAUGAAAAUAAAUAUAUUUUUCUUAGCAAAUCAGACAAAAUGGAUAUAAGGGAAAGUUUAUUUAUAAACAUAGGACAAGAUUGUCACUUUAGACAAUGUGUCUUUCAAGAACAAUGUUUAUCAGCCAGAGGGUGUCUAAUCUUAAACACAGCAAACACGGAACGUUCCCAGAAUGUUAGUUUUUGGUUCCUAAAAGUUUUUUUUGGAAAUAAAACAUUUUUUUUGGUUCUAUAGACGGUUUCAUCUUAACAACAUAAACAAACGUAACUGCGCAUGUGCAAUUUUGUAACCCCAAUUUAACUUCUGGUACACAUUCAUUAACAAUAGUGCCUGUAGAUUAUUUGUGAUUACAAUUAAUGAAACUGAGAAAAAAUGUUACUUAACUAAACUUCUCUCUAACAUUUCCGAUACCAAGCUCAACCUCUAGAUGUCAACUUACCAUAUGGUUUGUUUAAAAAUGCGUAAGGACCCAUUCAACAAAUUGUUUAUUUUAUAAAAUGAACAUACAACACAAUUCAACAAAUCAUUUAUUUUAUACAAUUAUUAUACAAUAAAAUAAUAAUAUAAAUUAAUAUUCAUAUAAAUUUAAUUAAAUAUAAAUAAUUGUAUUACUAGAGACUAACCAAACACAAACCGGAAGUUAACUGAGGGAAUAUAUGGUCCGAUACGGACUGUACCGAUAGGGUAGUCUCAGCCUCAGCAACGUCUGAUGCAAAAGAAGUACUUUUCUGGAAAGUAUGCAUGUUUUCUGGAAACACUUCAGCAGGUUCGAAGUCGACAUCUGAUUGGUUGAAUUUCACACUUUGACACGUUCGUGAAUGUGCACCGUUCUGUUAGUGCGGGGACAUUUCCACGCCUCUAAAUAUGACGCUACACAAAACGAAACAUGAUUGGUUGCUUUACCUGUCAGUAAUAUGUUCUCUUUCUUUGCCUUCGCCAAAGAAAGCGGUGAUAGAUUCUGGCUACGCGAGACUACCGAUAGGGUAACGUUCUGGGAAACAGAAACUAAUGUUCUAUUUCCGUAAGCAAAACUUUCCUGGAUAUCAAAAACACAUCUUAAAAACGUUCUGGGAACCAAAAUUGUUAGCUGGGUCCAGACUGUCUCAGCAUUACUUUAAUUUAGGGAAGACUCACUCUAAUCUGACAAUUAAAGAGAAGACAAAAUAAAUGCCUCCUGCAGACUACAGAUAAUAAGAAAAUAUUUUACAAAUAUUUUUUAAGCAAUAUAUAUGCAUAGGUUGCAUAAGAAGUUAACAUAAAAUUAUUUAAAGGGAUAGUUCCCCUCUUGUAAUUUCACAAAAGAAGAUAUUUUGAAGAACAUUGGUUACCGAACAAUGGCGAUACCCAUUCACUUCUAUUGUACGGACACAAAAACAAUGCAAGUCAAUAGUACCGCUGUUGUUCGGACAGAAUUUUCAUUUUGAGAGGGAACUAUAACUUUAAUUUGCAAAUCAUUCCUUUGUUUUAAACCAUUUAGAUAUGAGCCAAAUACCUAACAAUUCCUGUCAGCUUUACACUGUGGACAUAAUUAAUGACUCUUAUACACCGGGCAUUACAGUUUUGACUCUCUUGGUUAAUUUAACCUGAAAUUUUCCCAUUAAAGAUAAGAUUUUGUAUUUAGGUUUAGGCGCUCAGGCUUAUAUUAGAAGCGCAUCUUGUAACUCCCAACAAACAUUUUUUCUUUAAAUCAAUGUGCAAUAUUCUUGAAUUGGUGUACUGUAAGGUCACACGUUUGCAUGCAGAACAGUGCCAUUAGCUGAAUUAAGUGCUUAAUGUUCUUUGGAGAACUUUUGUACAUUUUCUAAAAGUCUUUUGCAUUUCUCGCUCUUUUGCCUUUUCGGAAAGAAGUUCAUAGAAUGUAGAUUUCGGCCAUGUGUGUUAUGUAUUUUUCCACUAACCAUUUGUGCUGAUUCGAUAUGACGGUCAUAGUGGAUUAAGCUUUGUGAAAUUGGGAAGAAUGUAGCUUGCAAUAUUUCUGUUAGUUUGGACUUUCAUUUACGAUGUGAUAAGUCUUUUUUAAUUUCUAAGAAGUGUGUAAAAUAUCAGUUUUAUUUGAGUGUUAUUAAAAGGGAAUUCAA
Triplophysa dalaica is the source of this 6293-nucleotide messenger RNA. RefSeq names its product glutamate receptor, metabotropic 5a (gene grm5a). Gene Ontology annotation, biological process: regulation of synaptic transmission, glutamatergic; trans-synaptic signaling by endocannabinoid, modulating synaptic transmission; G protein-coupled glutamate receptor signaling pathway. Gene Ontology annotation, molecular function: G protein-coupled receptor activity involved in regulation of postsynaptic membrane potential; adenylate cyclase inhibiting G protein-coupled glutamate receptor activity. The coding region runs from base 126 to 3650 and encodes 1174 amino acids. The record is from RefSeq and is a predicted model, not a curated record. Gene Ontology annotation, cellular component: postsynaptic density membrane. Lineage: Eukaryota; Metazoa; Chordata; Actinopteri; Cypriniformes; Nemacheilidae. The transcript is spliced from 9 exons.